AUGGAUACACCGAAAGCUGCUUCACAUGGAUGGAGAGGGAUCCUGGUGGGGAGAGAUCUGCUUGUAACCAACCUGAGCAAAGCCAUUGGAGAUGGAGAAAGUACACUGGUGUGGAAAGACCCUUGGCUAAGCAUGGACGAGCCGUUGAGACCGGUUGGUCCAAUGCAAGAGAUCCACCAAGAUCUUUGCAUCGCGGAUCUCCUUUGCAGAAGAACUACGGAAUGGAAUAUACCAAAGAUACUGAGCAUCCUUCCCCAGCACUUACCAGAGAUUUUUCUUAUCAAACCGAGUGUUACAGGAGCGACAGAUUCCUACGUGUGGUUGGCUUCCAAAUCAGAGAUGUACUCAGCCAAGUCUGGCUAUUACGCAGCAACAGCAGUUGAAGCAGAUCCGCCGCUUCUGCGGAAGUCGUACCACCCUAAACUCUCCCUAGUCUCCAAGACCUUCCGCUCUCUCAUCUUAUCCACCGAGCUCGUCCACGCACGGUUUCACCACAAAACACAAGAACCGUUCUUUUCCAUAUGUUUACAGCUUCCCGACCGUCCUCGUCCCUCGUGGUUCACCCUCUGGGUGCAACCUGAUCAAGUCGAGAAGAAGAAAGCUACAUUUGUGCAAGUGCCGUCUUCUUCCUAUGCUCCUCGAGUACCACUGCUAAUUCGCGCGGUUGGUUCAGAUGUCUACGCGUUAAGACAAGGUUACCCUCCGUCCACAGUCAUGUUAGUCCGCAACAGAGAGAACUUUUUAUGGAGUAAAGCACCUAACAUGACUGUAGCUAGAGUGAAUCCAGCUGCAUGCGUACUCGACGGGAAGAUAUACGUGUUGGGAGGUUGCUGCGAGGCCGCCGCGAAAAGCUGCUGGGGUGAGGUUUUCGAUACAAAGACUCGAACCUGGGAGACUUUACCUGACCCUGGAGGCGAGCUUCGGUUCUCUUCAGUGAUUAAAAAACUAGAGAUUAUCGGAGGGAAGGUUUACGUUACGAGUAACGAGGGGGAGGAAGACUCUGUCUACGAUCCGAAAACGCGUAAGUGGGAGGCUAUAGAUUGGCAGCUAUGAGCAAGGCUAAGGUUAUGAGAGAGUUCCAAAAGCAGUCUGCGCAAAUGGACAUGACUGUCAAUCGGUUGGCGGGGC
Messenger RNA from Brassica oleracea var. oleracea, 1128 nucleotides. Its product is annotated as F-box/kelch-repeat protein At4g39753-like. The record is from RefSeq and is a predicted model, not a curated record. Gene Ontology annotation, molecular function: protein binding. The transcript is spliced from 3 exons. Lineage: Eukaryota; Viridiplantae; Streptophyta; Magnoliopsida; Brassicales; Brassicaceae. Bases 1 to 1053 code for a protein of 350 amino acids.